AUGUCGCCCGUCAAUAUUGGUACACACAAUGGGCACUUCCAUGCUGACGAAGCCCUUGCAGUUUACAUGCUUCGCCUGCUCCCCGAAUAUUCCUCUGCAUCUCUUGUUCGCACGAGAGACCCCAGUCUACUAGACCAAUGCCAUACCGUGGUCGAUGUCGGCGGUAUCUACGACGACUCCAAGAAACGCUAUGAUCAUCACCAGCGCGAAUUCACGAACACGUUCCCUGAGCACAAAACCAAACUUUCUUCAGCUGGCUUGGUGUACAUGCAUUAUGGCAGGGCCAUCAUCGCACAGCAUACUCAACUGCCCAUCGACCACCAAGACGUCCAACUUCUCUACCUGAAGCUCUACGAUGACUUCAUUGAAGCCAUAGACGCGAACGACAAUGGUGUCUCCAAGUAUGACUCGAGCAAGUUGGAAGAGGCUGGUAUCGCGGAAAAGUUCAAGUCUGGUGGGAUUACCCUUCCAGCUUUGGUCGGAGACCUCAACCACGAAGAUCCACUCAAUCCUGGAGUGUCUCGUGCCACUGCCGACCAACCACAGGCCGAGGAGGACUACAGAUUUGGCCAAGCUUCAGCUCUUAUGGGCAAUGCCUUCUUGAGAAAGCUACACGGCGCAGCUACUGCUUGGCUUCCCGCUCGUGCAGUCGUUAAAUCUGCAUUCGACACCCGUGAGUCACAACAUCCUUCAGGUCAACUCCUAGUCUUACCAAGAGCUGGCAUUCCAUGGAAAGAACAUCUCUACAACAUUGAGCAAGAGGCGGGAAUCGAUGAUAGCAAGAAGAUUCUGUAUACCAUCUACCCGGAAAAGGAGGAGCCUGGUACCAAGUGGAGAAUCCAAGCAGUAUCUAAGGACAUGAACAGCUUCGUCAACCGCAAAAGCCUCCCCGAACCCUGGUGUGGUGUUAGAGAUGCUGAGCUUGACCAGUUGCUUGGUCCCGAUGUUGAGGACGGCGCUGUCUUCGUACACGCGAGUGGCUUUAUUGGUGGUCAUAAGACUGAAGCUGGUGUCCGUGCUAUGGCUGCAAAGGCUUUAGCAGGAUGA
Molecule: messenger RNA, 1047 nt
Organism: Lithohypha guttulata
Lineage: Eukaryota; Fungi; Ascomycota; Eurotiomycetes; Chaetothyriales; Trichomeriaceae
Exons: 1
Coding region: 1-1047 (348 amino acids)
Cellular component (GO): nucleus; cytoplasm
Source: RefSeq, a predicted model, not a curated record